AUGGCUUUGAACAGCGCGAUAGUUGGAGCGACGUUAUCGUCUAUAUCUAAAACGAAGUGGAUUGAAGUAGUGGUUGCACCAAUUGCAGCUCGGGUGUCGCAACUUAUUAUUUUAAGUGAGAAAGCUGAACGUAGUAACAUUGCUAUACCUGAUAUGCUGGAUGUUGUCAAUUCCUUUGUAAGCACUUGCAAAAAUCUCGAAGCAAAUGCUGUAACUUCAAUAUCAACAUCUGAUGACUCUGAACUUAAAGCUGAUAUGAGAAAUGCAUGUGAAAAAUUGAAAACAAUUGAGCAGAAUUUACUUAAUGCUGCUCAUACACUUGUACGUGAUCCUCAUUCUCAAUCCGGUUUAGCCAACUUAGUCACUAACUUUCGUGAACUCUUGGAAAGUGUUAUCAAAGUGUUAGUUACAACAGAUGCUAGCAAAAUACGUCAAAUUGUAUUUGCUGCCAAUCAGUUAAUGAACUACGUAACGUUAGUUGAAGAGUGCGAUACAAUGCAAAAGUUAACCAAAGCUUUGGUUGAUUUCACUACUAUAGUGAGAUUGCUGCUGGAUCUUGUCAACAAGCGGCAAAAAGAAUUGAUUAAUAAAACUUGUCGUGAAACGCUAGUCAGAUCGCUAAAAACAAUGCAAGAAAAUGCAGUAAUCUUAUCGCGCUUAAUGCAGUCGCAAAUUGCUUCUGGAUUGAAUGAAGAAGGAAAGACGAAUAAAGAAUAUGCUGCUGGUCAAAUUCGUGUUGCAUCUGCAGAUAUAAUACGAACUGUACAACGCCGCCAAGAUGGACCAUCACCUGAUGACGAUGAGUCGGGAGAAUUUAUAUUUUGCCUAGAUAAGAUUCGGCAGUUACUGACUGAUGCCUUCAGUCCAUCAACAAGAAGUAUUAAUGGUGAGCUUGAUCUAUAUGUAUCGUGCAUUAUUCGUGCAAGCAUGAAAGUCGCUCGUUUGAGUCGUGAAAAGAGAAGGGAUGAUAUUGUAGAACAAGCUGAAAAAGUUCUCCACGUUCGCAAUGAGCUAAACGAUAAUGGUACUGCUGCUGAUAGAGGGUUAUUCGAUAUGCGUAGUGAAAGACUGUUGAUGGAACUGCAUGACCUCAUGAUAACAGUAAAAGAAGUUACAACUUAUCAUAUUGUUGACACCUUAGCCGAUACAAAUUCAUCAAUUGAGUUGCUACUGUACGAUAGAAGAUCUGGUAUACCGAGCAACUACACUGUAACAAAGAACGAGAAUAACUUUCAAAACAUUGCUGAAAGAAUACUUGAAGUAGCUAACUGUGCUUCAUUUUUUGGCGAUUCUAUUUGCGUGCAGCGAAUUCGCGUAGCAGCUAAAGCUUUAGAAAAGUUAACUAGAGAUGUAUUAACAACUUCUCGGAUGCUGCGUGUGAAUCCUAGUGAUAAAAGGCUUUAUACUCAACUAGAAAAUGUCUGUAACAAUUGGAUGGAAAGGUUAACACAGAUGGUCACCGCUGUAGAUAAAAUAGUCGAUGUUAUAAAAUUUCUAAAAAUUUCAGAAGUAGAGAUUUAUAGUAACAUUAGACAAUGUCAAGAUGGUUUACGAAGUCAAGAAAAGGAUAUUGUAGCGAAGUAUGCUAACCAUGCCGGAAAGUGUUUAGAAAGAGCUAUGGACUUAGUUCGUAGCGUAGAGCUACCUGAUUUGGAUAACCGCUACUAUCAAAAAGUAGAAAAUAUUGGAGCAGAAAUUGAAUCGAUUAUACCGCAACUUAAGAUCACCUUAACUGCAGUCAUAAGUGAUAUCAAAGAUUAUGACCGGCAACAACAAUUUCUGGAUAUAACCAAUAGAAUAUUAGAAACUAUGAGAGAACUAUGUGCAAUUUUUAUACCUCAAUUUGCGGGCAGCAAUCAAGAAGACAGUUCACGAAGAGACAGAGCUCCUUCCAAUUACACUGAUGACUCCCCAAGGCGGUUACCUGAUCGAAAUUUGGUUUCAUCACAACUACCAAAUAGCGAAGUAAACGCUCGCGGUCCUCCAAGCCGAUACCAUACCAGAAAUAUCUCAAAUCAGCCUACCUCACGCUUGAGUCCAUCGUUUGGACAUUCGAACAUGGCGAAGCCCAGAAGUACCAACGACCAAGAUCUUUAUGAUGACAGAAGCAAGGAUGAUUCCAAAAGUAUUUCUUCACAGAAUGAAACUAUUGAAUACGAUUAUCUUUAUAAAAAUAUCAUCUCCGAGAUAGGCGAUGCGGAUGAAGUUAUGGCUUCAGCAGCACCAAAAGUAUUUGCUUCUCCAAUAUCACGUUUAGUGGAUGCAUCGGUCAAUGGUGAAGAUAUUUCUGGAAUUUGUUCGCUAAUUUCUGAUGCUAGCAAGAAAUUUCUGGUUAUUCAGACGAUUAUGGAAUUGCGGAAGCUAGCUCCUCAGGUUAUUAGUGCAGCGCAGUUAGCAGUUGUUAAUAGAAACAGAAGAGAAAUUACUGAUCAACUUCGUGUCCGGGGCCAGGAUUGGUCCUUCAAAAUGCAAGUAUUAGCUGCGGAUGUUGAUAAAUUCAUUGACGGAUGGUCUACACCAGCAACUCGUGUUGCUGCUACUGCUCAUCUAGGAAAUGCUGAAGUUCUUAACAAUCAUAUUGAUGCCUUCCAUACAUACGUCAUGAAAUUGCAGCAAAUUGCUGUUUCAACUAUCACUGCUGCUGAGGAGGAACUUAGUUUAACAUUUGGUAGCUCGUUUGAUCUCGAAGUAGACCAUCAUUCACAAUUGUUAAAAAAGCAUAUUAUAUUAAUAAGACAACAUAUCGACAGCGUUAACUCCACAAUGAAAUUGCUGAUCUCAACCGCUAAAACAUUGCAUUUACACUUAUCAGAAAAUUCGAUGCCAGAAAGUUUCCUAAUUCAAUUGGAGAUAUUACGUCGUGAGUGGGGGGUAGAAGUUAAAUCGUUGAUGGAAGCAUUUGAUGGUAUCAUAAAAGGAACCGUAGCACCAGUAGAGGCAUUGAUUUCUGCAGCUCAACUCGGCGAUAGACGAGCUGUGCACGAAAGAGCGAAAACCCUCAAUACUUACCGUAAUGUAUUAAAAGAAAUAAGCACAACGUCAAUUUCUAGUUGUGAUGAAGUUAAGAAAAUUGAAAGUUUUCGUUCAAACAUGCAAGCAAUUGAACGUUUAACCCAUGAAAUAAUGGAUCUAGCCUGGAUUGCGGUUGAAACUUCUGGAUCUCAAAAGACUAGUCGAGAAGGCUCAGCGCAUCAAGCUUCGUCAGAAAGAUUGACCUUAUUACAACGAGAGUGGGCAUCAAAAGUUCAUCUACUUUCAGCUGUUGUUGAUGAUCUCACUGCAGAUGUUUCUUCACCUGUCGACAAUUUAGCUGGAGCUGCACUUGCAAUAAGUAAAUCUUAUGGUGGCAAUCAUGGUAUGCAGCUUUUGCAGUCAUUUCAGGUUCAGGCUGACACAUUAACUGCUCGUGUAGCUAGAGUAAAAAAGUAUGCCAAUGCGGCUGUUGCUAAUUCGAAGAAGGAAGAGCAAGUAAAGUUAAUUCAUGUUACCAGCAAUUCAGUUGAAAAACUUACACCAAAGGUGAUAAGUGCUGCUAGAGGAUUGGCAGAAAAUCCUGAUCAGCUGAGUGUAGAGUGGUUCCAACUUGUUAGGCGUCAAUGGGCAUCAAAAGCUUGCUUGUUAAUACAUAAGCUUGAUCGAAUUGAAGAUGUAAAUUUUGCUGCUGUAUCAUCCACAGUUCAAGAGCUCUUCGGUCUAAAAUAUGAUAUGAAUGCGCAACAAGGACCACCAAGAGCAAGUGCGAAUACUAUCCAAGCUCCUCUACCAACGUAUCCACAACAAACUCUUCCUAUGGCUAGAAGUUCUAAUAUCGUUACAGAAACGAACGAGCCAUACAGUCGAUUAAGUGAUUUAAAGCCAUCUUCAGUAGCGUUAUCGCAACCGAAUUUGGCUACCACAUCCUAUACGACCAACCGACCAGAAAGACCAUACUCAGCAAUGUCACAAAACUAUGAUCAACCGUACAAUAAGCCCCAGUCAGCCUUCUCACCAAAUCCUAAUACGAUCUUUAAUACAUAUACUAGUAACGUGGUCUUUAAUCCCCAUCAGCAGGCUGCAGGUGUUAGUGUACUAAAUUCUGCAAGAAAUUUAAUGAGUGAUCAACCUCCUUUGCAAUCAGUGUUUAAUCGUUCAGAACAUCAGUCAGUAAAUAGCAAUUACGAUAACUCUCUUCUAAACAAUGGAAUGAACACAGCAACAGCUACCUUUUCAUCUGUCAAUCCUAAACAGAGAUUAGAGUCACAAGCUACAGAUUCUGUCCAUAUUGGUAUUACGUCAACAUCUAUCUAUCCGUCAUCUAAUGUUAAUUCUAUGACCGAUUCAAGCAAUGCCAAUGCUGAAGCUCAACGUUUGGAUACAGCCAGUGUAGGUUCUUCCAACAAUACCAAGCCGACCAUCCCUUCCACCCAAUUCCGUCAGCCUGAAAAUAUCGGCGGAUACUUGUCGUCAUUAAGGAAUCUUUCUAAAGGAACGUCAGAUAGUUCCAACGACUAUUUCACUAGUAAAAUUUCGCAGUUACCCUCUGAUACGCUUGGUGAAGACGAUAAAAAUGUGCUAACGACGAAAUUGCAAGCAAGUACUCAAUUGGAACCAAUGGGGUCGUCAAAAAUAGAUACCGAGCGUAAUAAUUUUGGCAAGGCUAGUGAUUCAAAAAGAUUCUCUGAAUUGAAGGUUAAGGGAUACAUGCAUGCGAUUAAUGAUACGUCUACAAAGGCGACAGAUAAUACCAGGUUAUCAUCAAACGUAAGACAGGAGCCUCCAGAAAGCUUUUUAAAUAAUAAGGGCGUCAAGAAAUCUGUUAACCUUAAUAGCUCUGAUCACGUCAGCGAUGGUAAAGUUAAAAAUUUCCCUGCCAGAUCAGUUGUUAACAAUCGAAUAAAGUUAACAUUUGAAAUGCAGGAGGAUAUCAAUGUUUGGGAAGAAGACGGAAAUUUUGUUAUCAGAGCCGCAAAAGAAAUGGCUAAUCGAGUAGAUCAGCUGACAAGUAUUGCAGAAAGGCCAUCUAGUACAGUAUCAGCACAUACCAUGGCUGUUUCAGCUAAAAAUAUUGCUGAAAAUGCUGUACUCAUUGGCAAAUUUAUGCAACAUAUGUCAAAUAUUUGCACUGACAAGGGCAACCAAGAGGAGUUACGUUUAUGUGCGGAUCAAAUUCAGACGAUUAGUAUGCAAUUAAAGAUGCUGUGCACUGUUAAUGAAAACUUAAGUCACUCAUUAUCGAAUGAUCACCCUUUAAUUGAAAAUUCCAAAAAUUUAAAUUAUGUUGUUAUGAAAGGAUUAAAAGUCACAGAAGCUGCGUGCCUUAAGAUUGAUUUAGAUGCGAAUGCCAGUCCUGAUGACCCCGUAAUUAGAUUAGCUAUGGAUUGGCGAAAGAAGCUUUGUUCACAAAGAAACGAGGAGGCUAUGUCGGCUCAAACUGGAGCAUUCGGCUUGCGAAGAGUUAGUAGAUCGGUAUCACCAGAUCCUACUUUGACCGAUUUAAUCCAGUUAUCUGAAUGUACUAGUGGCUUAUUGACAUAUGUGUUACUGCGCUGCAGUUUUCUAUGUAGUACUGACAGUGAAUAUAACACGUAG
Messenger RNA from Trichoplax adhaerens, 5568 nucleotides. RefSeq lists its product as uncharacterized. The record is from RefSeq and is a predicted model, not a curated record. The transcript is spliced from 30 exons. Gene Ontology annotation, biological process: cell adhesion. Lineage: Eukaryota; Metazoa; Placozoa; Uniplacotomia; Trichoplacea; Trichoplacidae. Gene Ontology annotation, molecular function: actin filament binding. Bases 1 to 5568 code for a protein of 1855 amino acids.